This is a messenger RNA of Dothidotthia symphoricarpi CBS 119687, 1800 nucleotides long. Its product is annotated as DNA glycosylase. NCBI's taxonomy places the organism in Eukaryota, Fungi, Ascomycota, Dothideomycetes, Pleosporales, Dothidotthiaceae. The transcript has a single exon. The coding region runs from base 114 to 1421 and encodes 435 amino acids. The record is from RefSeq and is a predicted model, not a curated record. Gene Ontology annotation, cellular component: nucleus. Gene Ontology annotation, molecular function: DNA-(apurinic or apyrimidinic site) endonuclease activity; DNA binding; oxidized pyrimidine nucleobase lesion DNA N-glycosylase activity. Gene Ontology annotation, biological process: base-excision repair; base-excision repair, AP site formation; nucleotide-excision repair.
CCAUACCACACCCAUCACUCAUUACUCACCACCCUUUUCCGUCGCGUCCACUCUCCACCCUCCCAUAGAAACCCCCAACAACUCCCACCCCCAAACCACACACCACACUCCCAAUGCGCACCUCCCGCAUCGCGCGCGACACGUCGCGCAUCCUCGCCGCCUCGCGCGCACAGCGUCCAUUACGUCACUCCGGCCCCAGCACCAGCGCGCGCACAAACAACGAGAACGCGGCGCUGGACUCGGAUUCCUCGCUAAGUUCUGUGCCGGAUGUGAGUUCAGACGCGGAGACGGAGUGGGGGAGCAAGAAGCGGAAGAGGAACCGGGGCGUAGCAGGUGUGAAGAGCGAGGGUGAGGAGGUAGCGUUGGGUGCGAUUGCGUCGCCGGAGCAGGCGAAGAAGCAAGCUAGGGCGAGGGGGAAGGGUAUGGAUAAUCAGGGGGUGAAGAGCGAGGCGUCACCUGUGAAGAAGAAAGCGCGUCGUGCGCCCGUGAAGAAGAGUGCGGGUGGUGGUGUCAAGUACGAAGCGCCGCCGAACUGGGAGGAGAUGUACACUCUGACGCGGCAGAUGCGGAAUGAGAAUGUCGCGCCUGUGGAUACAAUGGGGUGUGAGAGUCUAGCUGAGCGGAGCCGAACGCCGCGCGACCAGCGGUUCCAGACGCUGAUUGCGCUGAUGCUGAGCAGCCAGACGAAAGACACCGUGACGGCCGUGGCGAUGAAAGGCAUGCAGGACAACAUGCGCGGGGGCUUUAAUCUCGAGUCCAUACUCGCCAUCGCGCCCGCAGACCUCAACGCCUUUAUCAGCAAAGUCGGCUUCCACAACCUGAAGACAAAGUAUAUCAAAUCCACCGCGGAGAUCCUGCGCGAUAAAUUCGCCUCCGACAUCCCCGACUCCAUCCCCGGCCUCGUGUCCCUCCCCGGCGUCGGGCCCAAGAUGGCGUACCUGACUAUGAGCGCGGCGUGGGGGAAGGACCUCGGCAUCGGCGUCGACGUGCAUGUCCACCGCAUUACGAAUCUGUGGGGAUGGCACGAGACGCAGACGCCCGAGCAGACGCGCGCGGCGCUGGAGAGCUGGCUGCCCAGGGAUAAGUGGCAUGAUAUUAAUAAUCUGCUCGUUGGCUUUGGGCAGACGAUUUGUUUGCCGGUCGGGAGACGCUGUGGGGAUUGCAAGUUGGCGGGUGGGGGGCUGUGUCCGAGUGUUGUUGUGGGGAAGGCGAAGACGAAGGUUAGGGUUAAGAAGGAGGCUGUUGUUGCGGUUGAGGGGGGUGGGGAGGUGGUGGUUAAGGAGGAGGAGGUGGUUGAUGAGGUGCCGGUUAAGGAUGAGGUGUCGAUCAAGGACGAGGAGGGGGCUGUUGAAGACGUACAUGCUGUUCCUGAUAUUGAGGAUAUUGGGAAGGCGCCUCGUCGUGGGGGGAGACGCAAGUAGUUUGUGAGUGACUGAAUGUGCUGGUGUUGAUGUUGUCACCGGUGCUGUUGGGUAGACAAAAGUCGAGAUUAAGGCUGUAGAUGGGCAAGUCGCGACGUCUGAUUUGCAAUAUCAGGAACAAAGUCAUGGCAUAGAAGAAGAUGUACCUAGUCUCCGACCUUGUCUGCUGCUUGAGAUGGCUAAAGUGUGUAUUCGGGUGGCGAAGCUUGGGUCAUGUUAUUUGCUUUGGUUUCGCCGUGUCACCGAGCAGCAAACGGCAGGAGCAGGAAGGUGCAGCGCUGUUGCUGCCUGCCGUCUUGACUAGCAUCUCCCAGUGAAACGUCACCGCUGAUGGUGAAUCAGUUCCUCUCAUGGGCGUUCACCUCACCUGUGGUAAUCU